Molecule: messenger RNA, 3879 nt
Organism: Gadus chalcogrammus (walleye pollock)
Lineage: Eukaryota; Metazoa; Chordata; Actinopteri; Gadiformes; Gadidae
Product: A disintegrin and metalloproteinase with thrombospondin motifs 14
Exons: 24
Coding region: 109-3879 (1256 amino acids)
Biological process (GO): proteolysis; extracellular matrix organization
Cellular component (GO): extracellular matrix
Molecular function (GO): metalloendopeptidase activity
Source: RefSeq, a predicted model, not a curated record
CUCAUACAUUGUGAGUUUAGGACGCAGGGAUCUGUGCAAAGUUGCGUUGCAGCAGAAAGGAAACUUCAACUCGAGCAGUGGCAGCUCAAAUAUUUGAGCUCUCUCGCUAUGGACUGUAUGUAUUUAUUGAUGUACUUUUUACUGUCUGUGUUGUUUUUGGAUCACAUACACGCCGCAGAAUCACACGAAAAACUGUCUGGAAAGUUAAGUGAGUAUGGCCUCAUCGUGCCAUUCAGCACAGACUCCCUGGGCCGGUACGUAUCUCACGUGGUGUCCGCCUCAAGUGGCAGCGAUGGCGGCGCCGCAGCCUCAGCUGCACCCCCUGGCAGUGGGGGGAGAAGGGUGGCCCGCAGCGCCCCCGAGACGCCCCCCUCGUCGUCUGUCACCAUCGUUGGCCACCGGUUGUUUUUCAACGUCACCGUGUUUGGGAAGGAACUGCACCUCCGCCUGAGGGCCAACAGACGCCUGGUGGCACCGGGGGCUUUCGUGGAGUGGCAGGAGGACUUUGAGCAGCUGACCAAGGAGCGGAUACACGGGGACUGCGUGUUUACCGGCGAUGUAACGGACAUGCCCGAAGCCUCGGUGGCAAUCAGCAAUUGUGAUGGACUGGCAGGUCUGAUCCGGACUGAUAACGGGGAGUUUUUCAUCGAGCCCCUGGAGAAAGGCCAGCAGAACGUGGAGAUGAAGGGGCGUGUCCACGUGGUCUACCGCAGGUCUGCCAUCAAGCGAGAGCCGGGCCAGAAAAAGGAGGACCUCCACAAUGAAGUGGCGGACUUCGGCAUCGCCGACCUGCCGGCCACCCUGGACCUGGUGGAGCAGCAGCUGACGGAGACGGAGCGCAAGCGGAGGCACACCAAGAAGAACGACUACAACAUCGAGGUGCUGCUGGCCGUGGACGACUCGGUGGUGCGCUUCCACGGCAAGGAGCACGUGCAGAACUACGUGCUGACUCUCAUGAACAUAGUGGAUGAAAUCUACCACGACGACUCUCUGGGAACCAACAUCAACAUUGUCCUUGUGCGCAUGAUCAUGGUCGGGUACCGACAGUCCAUCAGUCUGAUAGAGCGCGGUAACCCUUCGCGCAGCCUGGAGCAGGUGUGCCGCUGGGCUAACACCCAGCAGCGGCGCGACCCCGACCACGAAGAGUACCACGACCACGCCAUCUUCCUCACCAGGCAAGACUUUGGCCCCGCAGGUAUGCAAGGUUACGCGCCGGUGACCGGCAUGUGCCAUCCACUGCGCAGCUGCACCCUGAACCACGAGGACGGCUUCUCCUCAUCUUUUGUCGUCGCUCACGAAACAGGCCAUGUGCUGGGGAUGGAGCACGACGGUCAGGGCAACCGGUGUGCGGACGAGACCAGCAUGGGCAGCAUCAUGGCCCCACUGGUGCAGGCCGCCUUCCAUCGGUACCACUGGUCCCGCUGCAGCAAGCAGGAGCUGAACCGAUACAUCCAUUCUUAUGACUGCCUCCUCGACGACCCCUUUAAACAGAAGUGGCCCAAGCUCACCGAGCUCCCCGGCAUCAACUACUCCAUGGACGAGCAGUGCCGCUUUGACUUUGGCGUGGGAUACAAAAUGUGCACCGCUUUCCGCACAUACGACCCGUGCAAGCAGCUGUGGUGCAGUCACCCUGACAACCAAUACUUCUGUAAGACCAAGAAAGGCCCACCUGUGGACGGAACAGAGUGUGCGGCGGGCAAGUGGUGUUUUAAGGGCCACUGCAUCUGGAUGACCAGCCAGCAGCCCGUGGGCCACGAUGGCAGCUGGGGCUCCUGGUCCAAGUUGAGCACCUGUUCCCGGACGUGCGGGGGCGGGAUACGUUCCCGCAGCCGGCAGUGCAACAACCCUGUGCCGGCGUACGGAGGCCGAGAAUGCCCCGGCUCGACCUUCGACUACCAGAUGUGUAACACGGAGGAGUGCGCCGGACCUUACGAGGACUUCCGCGCACAACAGUGUGUCAAGAGGAGCAACAAGUACCACAACAACGUCAAGCACACCUGGCUGCCUUACGAACACCCAGACGAGGCCCAUAAGUGUGAGUUGAGCUGCCAGUCCAAGGAGACGGGGGAGGUGGUGUUUAUGAACCAGGUGAUGCACGACGGGACCCGCUGCAGCUACAAAGACCUCUUCAGUGUGUGUGCCCGCGGGGAGUGCCUGCAUGUUGCCUGUGACAAGGAAGUGGGAUCCUACAAACAGGAAGACAAGUGCGGCGUCUGCGAGGGGGACAACUCCCACUGUCGCACCGUGAAGCUGACCCUCACCAAAACGCCAAAGAAAACAGGCCUGCUGAAAAUGUUUGACAUCCCAGCGGGCGCACGGCACAUUGUGAUCGAGGAGAACGGAACAUCGCCUCAUAUAAUCGCUGUGAAGAACCAGGUCACCGGCCACUUUGUGUUGAACGCCAAGAGCGAAGAGGCCCAGUCCAAGGUGUUCAUCGAGAACGGCCUGGAGUGGGAGUACUCCCUGGACCAGGAGAAGGAGACCCUGAAGACCACCGGGCCGCUCUACGAGGCCAUCGUGGUGCUGGUCAUUCCCCAGGAGGAAGACGUGAAGAUCAGCCUGACCUACAAGUACAUCAUCCACGAGGACCUGCUGCCCGAGAUCACCAACAACAACGUGCUGCUCACGGAGCUGGACACCUACGAGUGGGCGCUGAAGAGCUGGUCUCAGUGCUCCAAGCCCUGCGGGGGAGGUAUACAGUACACCAAAUAUGGUUGCCGGGGGAAGAACAACAAUCGAUUGGUGAAUCGCAACUUCUGCGAACCCAGCAAGAAGCCCAAACCGAUCCGCAAGCGCUGCAACCUCCACGAGUGUGCCCAGCCCAUGUGGGUGGUGGAGGAGUGGACGCCAUGCAGCAAGACGUGCGGGAAGCUGGGCUACCAGUCGCGGGUGGUGCAGUGCCUGCAGUCGCUCCACAACGGCACCACCAGGCCCGUGCACGCCAAGCACUGCAGCGAGGAGCGGCCGGAGCUACGGCGCACGUGCAACAGCACGGUCUGCCCCGCCCAGUGGAGGACGGGGGCGUGGUCUCAGUGUUCGGUGACCUGCGGGGAGGGCAUCCAGCAGAGGCAGGUGGUGUGCAAGGCCAGCGACAACACCAUCAGCCACUGUGACGGGGCAAAGCCGGACACCAUCCUCAUCUGCACCCUGAACCCCUGUCCGGGUCAGUCCUCGCCUUCGCCGCUCGACUCUGCGACGGCGGUGAACUCUUCGGGGAAGGACGACAGCGUGUACCAGAGGGCUUCUGAAAACCCCGUCCACAAACUUUCCUCCAAUGAGCCGUGUCUGGGGGACAAGUCCAUCUUCUGUCAGAUGGAGGUGCUGGCGCGAUACUGCUCCAUCCCCGGCUACAACAAGCUGUGCUGCGAGUCCUGCAACAAGAAGGACGGACCCCUCACCGAGCCGAUCCCCGGGGGCCGCCAGGAGCCCUCCCGCCCCACCGCCCGGCCCCACGCCCCCCCCCCGUCCGCCGCUCCCCAGGGGCCGGUCAGCACCUCCCAGAGCCCCCCACAAACCACUAAAGCCAGCGGGCGAAGGCCUCGCUCCACCUCCCAGGGACUGACCACCACCACCGCCACCCACUUCACCGCCCACGCGAGCUCCGCCUUCACCGCCACGCCCAAUCAGGACCCCCGUGAAGCCUCCUCGUCCUACGCCGCCGCCGUGGUGGCCAAUGGCGACGUGAUCACUAAGGUGCUGCUGUCGGGGGCCAGGGAGGUAUUCCGGCUGCAGGCGGUGAUGGAUGCCAGUGUGGAGGAGCUCUACGACAUCCUGUCUGUGCGGGUUGAGGAGGCGCACCGAUGGAACAAUAGCAUUCAACACGUCAAGGUGACAGCGGAGGAGGCCUACGACCACAGCUCAAAACAGAAGCCGGUAUAA